This is a messenger RNA of Phoenix dactylifera (date palm), 2084 nucleotides long. RefSeq names its product BTB/POZ domain and ankyrin repeat-containing protein NPR5-like. Gene Ontology annotation, molecular function: transcription cis-regulatory region binding; protein binding. NCBI's taxonomy places the organism in Eukaryota, Viridiplantae, Streptophyta, Magnoliopsida, Arecales, Arecaceae. Gene Ontology annotation, cellular component: nucleus. Gene Ontology annotation, biological process: induced systemic resistance, jasmonic acid mediated signaling pathway; regulation of DNA-templated transcription; plant organ development. The record is from RefSeq and is a predicted model, not a curated record.
GGUGGUGAAUCAGAACUAGUGCUAUUGAAAGAAACGGGAUGAUGAGAGAGAAAGAACUCUCGCUCCUCCUCGUCUCCUCUCCCUCCGUAUGUUUCUCCUGGUCCACUCUCUAUAUCCCCCAGCUCUUAUCCAUUCCUCCUAGAACAAGGGCUAUACCAAGCUCAUCAUCAACCGGAAGAUGAGCUCCGAGGAGUCCCUCAAAUCCCUCUCCAUGGACUACCACAAUCUCCUCAUCAAUGGCCAGGCCUUCAGCGACGUCGCAUUCAGCGUGGACGGCCGCCUGGUCCACGCGCACCGCUGCGUCCUCGCCGCGCGCAGCCUCUUCUUUCGCCGCCUCUUCUGCGGCCCCGACCCCCCGCCGGGGCUCAACCUGCUCGACCCCCACCGCCAGCUCGAGCUUAGCCCUCGCUCCCUCCCGGGGCCGACCUCGGGGAGGGUGGGUGCGAACGCAGGGAUGGUGAUCCCGCUGAAUUCGGUGGGCUACGAGGCGUUCCUGCUGCUGCUCCAGUUCCUCUACAGCGGGCAGGUGUCCGUCGUGCCGCCGAAGCACGAGCCCCGCCCUGAUUGCAGCGAACGCGGCUGCGGCCACACUCAUUGCACCUCCGCCAUCGAUCUCGCGCUCGACACCUUGGCCAUCGCCUGGUCCUUCGGUGUCGAGGAGCUUGCCUUGCUCAUUCAGAAGCAAUUGGAGAGCAUGGUGGAGAGAGCAUCCAUCAAGGAUGUGAUGAAGGUCCUCAUGGCCGCACACAAGCAGGACAUGCGCCAGCUCUGGACCACCUGUUCCCACCUCAUCGCCGACUGCGGCCUCCCGCCGGAGGUCCUCGGCAAGCAUCUCCCCAUCGACAUCGUCGCCAAAAUUGAAGAGCUCCGCCUCAAGCCCGGCCGCCGCUCCUUCCUGACCCACGACUCCCUCCCCACCCACCACUACUUCCCAGCCGCCCCCACCGCUGGGCCCGAUGACCACCACAAGAUCCACCGCAUGCGCCGUGCUCUCGACUCAUCCGACAUCGAGCUCGUCAAGCUGAUGGUGAUGGGGGAGGGGCUCGACCUCGACAAUGCCCUCGCCGUCCACUAUGCCGUACAAAACUGCAGCCGCGAGGUCGUGAAGGCCCUGCUCGAGCUUGGAGCAGCCGACGUCAACUGCCCGGCGGGGCCUGCCGGGAAGACACCCCUGCACAUUGCGGCCGAGAUGGUGAAUCCCGACAUGGUCUCCGUCCUCCUGGACCACCAUGCCGAUCCGAACAUCCGGACCAUUGAUGGCGCGACCCCGCUCGACAUCCUCCGCAACAUGACCUCUGACUUCCUCUUCAAGGGAGCGAUCCCGGGGCUGUCCCACAUUGAGCCCAACAAGCUCAGGCUGUGCCUCGAACUAGUCCAGUCUGCUGCGAUGGUUAUAUCCCGGGAAGAGGAUGCGGCCGCUGCUGCCACCGCAGCCUCCGCUACUGGAGGCGGUGCUAGCGGUGGAAGCAAUCCUAACCCAGCCAUCUACCAGUCAAUGAGUGCUGAAGGGAGCGACUGCAAUAUUGUCAGCAACACUGACAGCAGUAUGCCUAGCCUUAGUUUGGAUUCAAGGAUGGUGUACUUGAAUCUAGGAAUGGCUGCUGCUUCUCAUUUGGGCCGUAGGAUCGGCGAUGGAAGCCAGGGCAGUAACGGAAGUGGGUCACAAGGAGGCAGUGAGAUUGGCCCAUCAUCCAUGUUUUCUCAUCAGGACUUCCCAUAGCCACCUUGUAAGCUAGAGCGACUGUUUCCUCGCCCGCCCCAAUCUAUAUUUCUUUCUCUUUAUAUCUCGGCAAGGCAGGAACUAGAAUGGGAUUAGUUAGGGUGGAGGAGAUGGAAUCUUCUUCUCAUAUAAGUUAAGAAUUUUGUCCAUUCUAUAUCGUCGUGAGGUUGUGGUUCUGUUUUCAUUUACUUAUGUUGGAAUGAUUGGGGUGGUUCAAGUGCAGUAUUAAGUCUAGUAUCUAAUCUUGGAUUUCUUUUCUAUUUGAGAACUUCAGUUCCAUUUUUUUAUCUAUUUAAUACUGUAUGAGUUUUGGCUAUGGGGGGUGCACGAGCAUGUGAGGCAUUCGAAGAAGGAGACAAGGAGA